AUGGCGACCAUGGCGCCAUCCCAAACACCCGGGUGUCAUGCGACGCGCGCGGCGCUGCGACGGGACGGCGCGCCGGGAGCGGUGCGCGGGUAUAGAUUCGUGAAUCGACCCGAUGUGAAUGGGGAUACCGAUGCGGUAGAUCAACAAAUGGCGGGAUUCGUGUCGGAGGCGGGGCCGUUCGACGCGGAUCCGGUGCUGAAGGCGGCGGAGCGGGAAAUUUUGAGCGCGACGAAGGCGCAGAGACGCGCGGCGGCGGAGCGUGGAGCGUUGUUGGAACACGGGUAUGGGGCAAUGCUUGGAACGGGAAGUGGGUCGAUGGGGAAUUUGGGCAUGCUCACGGCGUCAGGUGGAAGCGACGACGACGACAAGGCGUCGACGCAGAGCGUGGCCUACUUGAGCGGCGACGCCGCGUCGAACCGGUCGUACUCCCCGUUCGACGUCACCCUGGAUGAAGCCGCGGAGAACUUGCUGUGUGAAUUCGGCGCACCGAUUAUGGACGGCGCCAUCGGUCUCAUCGAUGACGAAGGCGCUGAAAUUUUCGUCGAGCACAACGCGCCGCCGCUCUCGUCUUGGAUGAGCAACGGCAAUUUGUGCGGUCUCGUCGCGCCGAAUGAUCACGAGCCCGAGUGGGCUUCGGGUGGUGGCGCGCACGGCGCGUAUGCGCACGUCCCAGCUGUGAUCGAUUUCGGUGUUCCAGGGCACACCGAGGUUGAAUCCAUCGCCUCUCUGCGCGGGCAGUAUCGCGCUCUCUUCGGCAAGGACACCAACUCAAACAAUAGACAGUGGAUCCUUAAGCGACUCGAAGCGUUCAGAAAUGGCGACGACUUCACGCCGCCGUCGAGCCGAUUCAGCUCGCCGCUUUCCGGCGAGGACACCCUCAUGAACGUGGGCGCAUCUCGCUUCAAGCCGCAAGCAUCGCCCAAGCGCGCCGCGGGCAAGCGCCAAGUCAAGUCUGCGCGCUCGUUGUACGACGACGACGCUAUGGACGAACACGAGAGCCCCAGACGUGGCGUCGCGGCGAAAGGACGAGGCGGUAAGGGCGCCAAGGGAAAGCGCUCCGCCGAAGCCACACUCCCGAAGAGUGCGCACAAAAAGGCGAAGAGCGUGAGCGAUGCCGAAUCCAACGACGGCGACAUCGGCAAGAAAGGAUCCGGUCGCGCCGCUGGCAAACCCGCCGGUAGAGGUAAACCCGGCGAGAAUGGCACCGGUCGUCGUAGUAAGCAUCACAAUCCUUGGGCACUCGAAGAAGCCGAAGCGCUCGUGCGCGGCGUCGCGCAGUGCGGCGGCGGUAAGUGGGCAGAUAUCAAAAAGCUCGGUUUCACCGCCAUCGAACACCGCACGGCGGUGGAUCUCAAGGAUAAGUGGCGCAACCUCUUACGCAUCGCAAUGUUGCCGCAACAGUCUGUGAAGACCGUGGGCGACAAGAAGCGAGAGAUCCCACAAGAGCUUCUCGCCAAGGUGCGAGAGCUCGCGGCCAAACAGGCCAAGGCCAAAGCGGCGGCGGAGAGCCGGCGAUGAGUUUCCAUCGUCAGCCCUUCAGGACGUCGUCAGCAAAGGCCAAAUUUUCAUUCAUUUGGACAUUUUUUCAAACUGCGGCAAGCAAAAAUUUAGAGAAGGAUUGUUUUGGCUUCCCGAACCCGCGGCGAAGAGCGAACGCUGUACACAACGCCUCGCGAAGGCUCUUCAAAGCGCCAGUCGGAAUGUAAUUCUAUACAACGUGACAUUUUUAUUUAUCCAA
This is a messenger RNA of Ostreococcus lucimarinus CCE9901, 1738 nucleotides long. RefSeq lists its product with no specific name. The transcript has a single exon. Lineage: Eukaryota; Viridiplantae; Chlorophyta; Mamiellophyceae; Mamiellales; Bathycoccaceae. The record is from RefSeq and is a predicted model, not a curated record. Bases 1 to 1518 code for a protein of 505 amino acids.